Molecule: messenger RNA, 2175 nt
Organism: Aspergillus clavatus NRRL 1
Lineage: Eukaryota; Fungi; Ascomycota; Eurotiomycetes; Eurotiales; Aspergillaceae
Exons: 3
Coding region: 1-2175 (724 amino acids)
Cellular component (GO): membrane
Source: RefSeq, a predicted model, not a curated record
AUGGCUCAGUACUCCGGCCAGACAGAGCUGGGCGCUGUUCCCAAUGGCCAAAUGUCCACUACCGAUGCGCAAAUCAGCGUGGUCUGCGGGCCCCUACUCAACUUCAAGAAUAUGGCCGUGACCCCGUCGUCGUCCCUCUGGUACGGAAGCGUUCUGAUUGUGACCAAACCUGGUCAAAGACAACCGCAGCUCCUCUUACGACAAAUUGGCCCGGUGGGAGGCAAUGCGCCGCUCACGGACGACCAAUCCGCCCGCCAGCCUGUGGCAUUUGACGGCUUGCGCCUCUACGAGGAUCCGCAAAAAGCGUUCUGGCGCUUCUCUAUCGUGGUUCCCUUGGAAUCGUACGAAGCGCGCUGGCAGUAUGAUAUCCCGGGUUUCCAGUAUGCGGACACCGACGAAGUUCUCGCUCCCUGGAGCUUUGUGGUCCCCUCUAUGAACCAGUCCAUGCGCCUCAUGUUCCAUUCCUGUAACGGCUUCUCCGUUGGCACCGAUAUGAACGCCUGGUUGGGCCCGAAUCUAUGGAAUGAUGUUAUGCGCGUCCACGCGCAGAAACCCUUCCAUGCCAUGAUCGGUGGUGGCGACCAAAUCUAUAACGAUGGAAUCCGUGUGGAUGGUCCCCUGAAGGAAUGGACGUCGAUCUCGAACCCCCACAAGAGACGUGCGCACAACUUUGAUAACUCCCUCCGAGCCCGAUGCGAUGACUAUUACUAUGCCAACUAUAUUCGAUGGUACUCCACCGAGCCGUUCAAGACCGCCAACGCUCGCAUUCCUCAGAUCAAUAUCUGGGAUGACCACGACAUCAUUGACGGCUUUGGCUCGUACACGGACCACUUCAUGCGCUGCGCGGUCUUUCGCGGCAUCGGUGGGGUAGCGUUCAAGUAUUACUGCCUCUUUCAGCAUCAUAUAGCACCGCCCAAAUCGACCUUUACUACGGAUGCCCCGCAAACCAUGCAAGCGAUCAAUGGCACCGCAGGCGCAGACCCGCGUCAACUGGAGAACACGUUUGUACUCGAAAAUCAGCCGGAGGACGACAGCUGGAUUGUUGGGAAGACUCCGGGGCCGUACGUCGAGGAGAGGAGUCGAAAUCUGUACAUGCGUCUCGGGAAGCGAAUCGCUUUCAUCGGUGUCGAUGCACGUACCGAACGUACCCGCCACCAGGUCAAUUACCCGGAAACCUACGAUCUCAUUUUCUCUCGGCUCGAGCGCGAGGUGGCUGCCGCCAACGGUGAUGUCAAGCAUCUGGUGGUGCUGCUCGGUGUCCCCAUUGCUUAUCCCCGCCUGGCGUGGUUGGAGAACAUCUUGAGUUCACCCAUGAUUGCGCCAAUCCGUUUACUGAACAAGCGAUUCGGCUUCGCAGGGGGCCUGUUCAACCAAUUUGACGGCCAGGUGGAUUUGCUGGAUGACUUGGACGACCAUUACACUGCUCGCCAGCACAAGAAAGAGCGGAGGAUCUUCAUCCAACGUCUGCAGGAUUUCGCCAUGGCCAAUUCGAUUCGUGUGACCAUCCUCGGCGGAGAUGUACAUCUUGCUGCCGUCGGGCGGUUCUAUUCAAACCCUAAGCUUGGCGUCCAGAGUGAGAACGAUCCCCGAUUCAUUGUGAAUAUCGUCAGUAGCGCAAUCACCAACAAGCCGCCUCCCAAGGCAGUUGCCAAUCUGCUUGCUCGGAGGAACAAGAUCCAUCAUAUGGAUCCAAAUACUGACGAGACACUCAUGGCUUUCUUCGACAAGCAACCUGGAGGCAUAGAGAAGAGUGCCUCGUGGAAUAAAGUGACCAUGCCCUCGAGAAAUUACGCGUGCAUCACCGAGGUCGACACCCCGCUGAUGAACGGCGGUGCUGCCACUGGAGACCCGCCGUUGCCUAUACCAAAGGAUGGUCACUCGCCCCUCCACAAGGGCGAGGCUGAGGCAGGCUCUACUCACUCCGCUGCAGAUGGGGUUACCAGCAACAGCAGCAUGCACGGCGGCUUAGACGUAGCCAUCCGCGUAGAAAUCGACCCCAAGAACACAGAAGGCGCCGCCGAGGGCUAUGGUUUCAGCAUUCCUCCCUUGAUAUAUGUCGCACAGCAGAACCAAUCCCGACCAAGCUCUCGCCAUGCGCAUUCUUUGCGUGCUCAUUCCCUUCGGCCAAGCUCUGCACGUUCUGCAGCUGAUCGGCCUCAUACUGCGGUCCACUAA